AUGGCGGAACUGAUUGAUAUUAAGAGUCACGGGUUGCACUAUACUUGGAAUCAAAAACCAAAGGAUGGGGUAGGAAUGCUAAAGAAGAUCGACCGUAUCAUGGGCAACAUCAAACUCUUAGAGGUUUUUUCGGAUGCUUAUGCCAUGUUUCAGCCGUUUCGUGUUUCGGAUCAUGCUCCGGCCAUACUGAAACUUUUCUCUAUUCAUAGGGAUCGGCCUAAACCGUUUAAGUUCCCAAAUUUUAUUGUGUCUAAGCCUGAGUUUCGUGAAGCUGUUUUGACCGAAUGGAAUAAACCUGUUGAGGGUGUGACCAUGUUUUUAGUGGUGAAGAAGAUGAAGGAUCUGAAAUCGCACUUUAGGAGGAUAUUACGUAAUCAAGGUAAUCUUCAUAAACGGGUUGUUGAUUUACGGAAUGAGCUGGAUAAGAUUCAAAAACAGGUGGAAACUCAGCCGUUUGAUGCCACUCUUCGGGCUUCAGAAGUCAUAUGUUUACGAGAUUUCAAGGCCGCGGUCUAUGAUGAGGAGUGCUUCUUGAAGCAAAAGUCCAAAGUGCAAUGGUUAUGUGCAGGUGAUUCUAACACAUCCUACUUCCAUAAUUGUGUGAAAAGUAGGAAUGCGAGAAAUAAGAUUAAUUGCAUCAAGGAUACGAAUGGUAAUCAGUAUGAGGGAAUUGAUGUUGCGGCUGCUCUUCUCAACCAUUAUUCGGCUUUCAUGGGUACUGAGGAUCAGGUUGCGAGUCUUGAUGAUUCAGAUUUGUUUGUUAAUGUUUUACAACAAAAUGUGGCGGAGAAUAUGGUGAGACAGGUCACUGAUGAUGAAGUGAAACAGGCUAUGUUCAAUAUAGGUGAGAACAAGGCCCCUGGUCCGGAUGGUCAAACAUUAAGUUACAUAAGCUUAAAAUGA
Helianthus annuus (common sunflower) is the source of this 903-nucleotide messenger RNA. RefSeq lists its product as uncharacterized. The record is from RefSeq and is a predicted model, not a curated record. NCBI's taxonomy places the organism in Eukaryota, Viridiplantae, Streptophyta, Magnoliopsida, Asterales, Asteraceae. The transcript has a single exon. Bases 1 to 903 code for a protein of 300 amino acids.